This is a messenger RNA of Trichoderma atroviride IMI 206040, 4951 nucleotides long. The record is from RefSeq and is a predicted model, not a curated record. Lineage: Eukaryota; Fungi; Ascomycota; Sordariomycetes; Hypocreales; Hypocreaceae.
CCGUCGCGGCAUCGUCGCUGCUUGCUUCGACCGCCAUGGACCCCUCGCAGCAGGACAACGCGCCUCCCGCGCAUCGCGCCAGCACGUCCUCUGGCAUGAUGUCACCCACAGAUACACGAACGAACCCGCUGUCCAGACAUUCGUCCAUAAUUGGCGAGAGCGUGCCAGAAAACUAUCACUCGACAGACACCGUACGGCGGCGACCCGAGGGAUAUGGUCCCGAAAGGAGUCAGUCUUACGCCCGCCUCCGAAAGCCGCCAUUGUCGCGGCGCACCUCAACGAACACACCACACAAAGGCGCAGUGUUUUCUGCAGAUGACGACGCCUACGAAGUCCAGGCAGACGCCGCCGAACGUCGCGCUGGCCUAUCGACGCGCCGACGCCAGCCACCUCCCUUGGGACUCACUCGCAUCCAGUCGUAUCGCAGUGGUGAAGAGGAGCAAGAAUCCGAACAAGACGACGAAAAUAGUGUAGCGGGAGAAGAACACGAAGAGGAGGAGGAGCUACCGUUGGACGAGCAUGUUGAUUGCGAAUCCGAAGGUGAAAUUAGCGAAGCCGAAAGCUUCACCCUCAAAGACAGACAACAGGCCAUUAACCAAACACACCCGUUUGGUAUUCGAGUCUGGAAGCCUGCGUUGUACAAGAAAGACCGAUCGAUCCAAAAGUUUGCUCAGGCAGAUAUUCAUUCAACGCCUGGUGGUAGAGUAAGCAACUGGCUGCUCCUUUUCAACUUGGCCUGGACCAUCUUCUUUGGGUGGUGGAUAGCCUGCCUGGCAGCUUUUGGCGCAAUCAUCUGCCUUUUGUUUGCUGCUGCGCCCAGCGGCAGAGAGUAUGGGAGAGUCCUAUGGGGUCUAGCGGGCUAUUUAUUCUACCCCUUUGGCAAGUUUAUUCGGCUUGAAAAGGAUGAGGCCUACAUGGACGAGGAUCAGGACGAAGGUAGAAGCAUCUCAGAAUAUGAACAAUGGCAGAAUGGUGACCUCGAAUACGGCCGGCUGUUCUUUGGACCUGAUCGACACCGUUCCAUCAUCGGCCGCUCCAGGAGGAGCUUGGAUUCGGAGGCGCCCAGCGAGACGGAGAGCCUACUAGGGCGAGGGCGCCGCCAGGACUCUAGCGAUCUACACCCUCGCUUGAAGCGGAGGCUAUUUGGCCGUGGAGAGUGGAAUAUUGGCCGCAUCAUCUUCUUCGUCUUCUUCUACUGCCUCAUCUCACCCUCCUUGAUCCUCGUGUCUGGCAUCUGCUGGUUCCUCGUCUUUUGGAUUCCCAUGGGCAAGGUGACCAUGCUGCUAUUCGACCACCUCAGGCGACACCCUCUCGCUCUAUCCUUUGAGUCUCACAUCAGCUACGCUCGAGUAGACGAUGCUCCCGACUCAUCCAUCCUCGUCUGCACCUAUCGUGCUGUUGGAUCAAAGUACUGGAAGUAUACCAUUGAUGGCACCAACAUCUUCCUAAUCAACCUCAUGGUCGUUGUUGUGUUUGUCAUCGCCGACUGGCUCAUUCUGGACCGGAUCCUAGGACUGGAGAUUCUCAUCACGUCGCCUGCCUUUUUGUUUUCUGCGGGCUUGCUCUCCAUCAUCCCGCUGGCAUACUUUAUUGGCCAGGCCGUAGCAUCCAUCUCUGCUCAGUCCUCCAUGGGCUUGGGUGCUGCCAUCAACGCCCUCUUUGCCACUGUUGUCGAGGUUUUCCUCUACUGCGUUGCACUGAACCAGGGCAAAGGUCAACUUGUCGAGGGAAGCAUUGUGGGAAGUAUAUUUGCCGGUAUCCUGUUCUUGCCGGGCAUCUCCAUGUGCUUUGGAGCCCUGAAGCGAAAGACUCAGCGGUUCAACGCCAAAUCGGCCGGCGUGACAUCUACCAUGUUGCUCUUUGCCGUGGUGGGCGCUUUUGGUCCGACGCUAUUCUACCAAAUCUACGGCUCCCAUGAGCUCAACUGCAUGGACUGCGAAGAUUACGCCUAUGGUGGCUUCAACGAAGAGGGCGCUGCGAGGGACUGUCGCCGGUGCUACUUUUCGCAAGUGCCUGCUCUAGACGACCGAUUUUAUCUCGAGGCCGUGCGUCCAUACUGCUACGCGGCAGCCUUCUUGCUCUUCUUCUCAUACCUCGUUGGACUCUGGUUUACGCUGCGUACUCACGCUGCCGUCAUCUGGAAUGCAGAGGUGGAAGAAAAGAGACAUGAAGAGGCCAUGCACGCGUCGACGACUCUUCGUCCCCCGCAUCAACCAUCCACGGCCGACGGUACCGGGGCUGAUAUCCGCGAUUCGCAUCUCUACAAGCGCAUCCUGGGCCAGUCUCUAAAGCAGGUCGGCUUACCGGACGCCUCCCGGCCGGGCUCCACGACUGGCCAGGAUGCUGGUGGGCUAAACAUGACUCCUCACGUGGUGCCGCCCAAGGGUACUGCUGAUGAGGAUCAACCGCCCUUGCGCUCAACGAUCAAGGUUCCCGGUCUCAGCCAGGUCGACAACAGCGUUCUCGUACGUGAGGUCGCCGAGAUCGCAGCCACAGCGGCCACAAUUGCCUCCCGUGACCGAUAUGUGCAUAAGGCGUCCAGCACCGGCGUUGCUACACCGCGGCCGCACGGCGCCAGCCGGCCAAGCCACCUCCAUGAUGUCGAAGAGGACGCCGCUACUGCGGGUGCUGCAACUGCUCAAGCAGGGGGCCAUGGAGGCCACGACGCGCCAAACUGGAGCCGCACCAAGAGUACUGUGAUCCUGCUGGGGGCCACCAUCUUGUACGCCAUAAUUGCCGAGAUUCUGGUCGACACUGUCGACGUCGUGCUGGAAAGCUUUGCCAUUGACCAAAAAUUUCUCGGACUGACCCUCUUUGCUCUAGUCCCCAAUACUACCGAAUUCUUGAACGCCAUUUCUUUCGCCAUGAAUGGAAACAUUGCACUAUCGAUGGAGAUUGGCUCCGCAUAUGCUCUCCAAGUGUGCCUGCUUCAAAUCCCUUGCCUAGUACUCUUCUCGGCUGUCUUCCCAAACAUCCCGGUAGGAGGUGAUGCUGCCAAGUAUACGUUUUCUUUGCUCUUCCCGCAGUGGGACUUGGUCACCGUCGUCCUGUGCGUAUUCCUGCUCAGCUACGUGUACGGCGAAGGCAAGAGCAACUAUUUCAAGGGCAGCAUCCUCCUGCUGACAUACCUUGUGGUGGUGAUUGGGUACUACUUCAGCGGCUACACCGAGGGAUCCAUGGGAAUGCAGCGGUUCGACGUGAUGGGGGCCGAUGGCAAGUAUCAGAAGUUUAAGACGAUUGGCAGAUCAACAAACGGGAGAGCGUUCCAAGUGAUUUAAGCCAAGACUGCGGGGAGCUGCAGCAGCAAUUUUUUCAUCUCGUUAGUUUGAUAAAAAAUAUCCGCCAGGGUCGAACGACAGGCUGCAUUCGUCAGGUAGUCUUGUUCGUCAGUGUUACUUUGGCUUUUCCAUUGCUCUGUUCUCUUUGCCCCAAUCAGCUUUUGGGAAAGUGGGUGCUCCAUCUUGCAGCGUGGGUUACCUGCAUGCUUUUUCUUCUUCUUUUUCCUCUUUUACCUUUGUUGGAAGGGUAAACUGCCCGGGGUAUUUGUCUUGUUUUGCAGAGCCGGCAUGUUCCUUUGAGCGAAUCGGGUGCAUUUUCUUUCCUUCUUUUUCUUUGCUCAAUUUUCUCUCGUCACCACUACCUAUCUCAUACCUAUAGCAUGGCUUAUUUGAAAUUGUUCCACGGGAUGGCAGGCUGCACGGCAGUUGCAUGUAUUUGUGUAAUACUACCCAACUUAGGCUGAGUCUCAUUUUUAUGGCUGUUUCCUUUUUUUUUUUUUUCCUUUUCUGUCUUUAGUGUUACGCGGCAAGCCUGAUGUGGCAUGAAGUCGACAGAUGCAUCUAUACGAAAAACGAAAAUCUCUUGUCUUGUUAACAUUUGUACUACUGUGUGAUUCCCGGCAUAUAAAAUACCACCAUGACCAUCAUGGCUGUUAAAAGUGUGAAUUAAUAUAAAUCCCUGCAUGAGCCGCGUGACCAUGUGCGUCCUUCACUCUCACUCUCACUCACUUUCUCUCUUGAAACAUAUGCCUGGCCCAUCCGGAAGACGACGGCAAGCUCUUCAAAUCCAAAACGGAAUGACAGCCGCCCAAAGAUGGCAGCAGCAUGUUCUAGAUUCUAGAUCUUUCUCCACCAACAAGGUGUCAACUAUACACAUACAACAAAUACACACAUGAAGUUUCCAGUCUUUUUCACUAACGCGGGAGUCGAACGUUUAGCUCCCGGAGACGCAAAAAAACAGGGUCCUGGCUUUGCCCGAAUAGGAAGCGCAGUGCAUAUCUUGCAUGAGGACCCUGGAUUGGGGUGGAGCGAGAACAUGCUCUACUCGGUAUCAGAAAAUGGCUUUACUUUGGUUGUGCCCCUUUGCUAUUGCUGAUACUACAACUAGUGAAUGAGCUGGUGGUCUGUUAGUGCAGCUUGAAUGAAACGGUGUUUACGGAGUAAAAUAGAGUAAAAGUAUCUAUAUAUCUACAUGUAGAUGGAGAGAGAGAAAACACGUGGGAGCAAAGGAGAUGAUAGAUAGGUAGGCAUGUAGUAUGUGCAGGUAGGGCUAUAAGAUGGUUUGUUUUACCGCAAGUUCGCCCAGCCCCAUAAUUCGUGCGUCCGGCAUCGCGAUGGAGCGAUAUGUCGUUUUUACGGUGGUGGCAGUAAGUAGUUUGGAAGGGCAAAAAAAAAAAGGAACAAGGGGGUUGGGUUGGGAUGGAUCGCUCAGCUGACUAUCUUAAAAUUUCCAAAUCUUUGAACCCCCUUCCCUUUUUUUUUUUUUUUUCAUCUCUUUCUCAUACUCCGUGACGAUGCUAGGCGGAUGGAGGAUGGGCUGCUGGAGUUUCCCUUUCCGGACGUGAGGAAUCCGCACAUACCGAUCGGGGGCUGUGGAUUUUUCUGGUGUUUGAACUUGGACCCUGGCUUUGUUUUUUUUUUUUAUAAGCGCCUCUGGUUUGUUAGUGGGAGAG